AUGUCAACAGCAUCAUCGUCGACACCAAAGACUCCCACGGCACUGGCCGGAGCGGUUCGUCCGAGUAUCGCGGUACGUUGGAUUCGACACGCCGAAUCCCGGAACAACCAAGUCUACCGGGACGCCCGGGUCCGGUACGGUGGAGGCACGCCGGACUUUGACGUCCAAGGUUGGCAAACCUACGUGGACACUCAUCGUACGGCGGAUCCUGGCUUGUCCGAUCCGUGCGGGAACGCUCAAGCGGACUGCUUGGCGGACUAUCUCGUCCCGCACUGGACCGAGCAGGCCUCCCGGCCCGUACGGAUCGUCGUGAGUCCCAUGCGGCGGACCCUGGAUACCUUCCGACCCACGUGUCAACGAAUGGAAUUAGCAAAUCCUGGAUCGACGCAAGUACUCGUGCACGGAUUCUUGUUCGAAUCGGAAGGCUGUCACGAUCGGGGACUGCCCCGGGAAGGGGAUAGUCCGCUAGAGAUUGCCGAACGAUGGCAAGCCACAGACGACCACGACGACAAUAAUAAACACAACAACAGUAACGACAACACGCCGUCGCAGCCACUCGACUUUACGGGGUUUCCGGAUCCCGAUCGUGGCUGGUACGUACACGGACAGGGGCCGGAAACCAGAGCCGCUUCGGAACAGCGCGCCGCCAAGUUUUACCUCUGGCUCAACGAAUAUCUCGAUCAACAAUUGUUGGAGAGUGCGAACGACAACGAUACGGAACAACCGCAACAACAACACCACGACGUCUUUGACGCUGGUGUCGCCAUUCCGGGAGAAGAAGACGAAGUGGAUCACGACAAGUUCGCUCCCCGGGUACGCCGCCGCCGGACCGUAGUCUUGGUUGGACACGGUGAUUUCAUGUCACUCGUACUCAAACGGAUCGUCGCUGGAUACGGACACUACGUGGAAAACGACGGGAUUCCACACCGGUCCGCCUUUUGUCACUACAAUACCGGCAUGACCGAACUCGAAUAUUUCGGGCACGGAAGAUUCCUCGUCAUGACACACAACACUGUUCCACAUUUGCAAAACACGCCGGAAUUAUUGUCCGGGGGAAGUCUCAAAGACGGCUGGAGUUACCUCAUGCCCAACGACCAAUUUGUCCUUGACGCGGAAGUCAACGUGGCCUUUGCCGACGAGCUCGAACCGCACAUACACGAACAAGCUCAGGCGCUCCGAGCCUUGUAUCGGUCGGACCACCCAUUGGCAGGCAACACCUUCAUCCACGACGACGGUACUGCCGACAACGACACGGUCACUCACUUUGUCGUUCAGCGGGGUCUGCAAGUAGUGGGCGUCGCCACGCAUUCUGCCGCGACGGGUCGCUUGACCGACGUCGCGGUACGGCCCUCGGCCGGGCCGCACGCGCGGACCAAACUCUUUCAUGCCGUCCAGCAGUAUGCUCGUCAACAAGGACAAUCCAUGGCUUUGACGGUCGUCCCGUGCAACGCCGAAAACCACGGAUUCUUCCAAGACGCCGGCUUUCAAGCAAUACCCACCGACGGCCGCAUACUGAUCCUCGCCGACCGUGGAGAUAUCCUCGCUGACGAAAAAUCACAACAACCACUAGACGCAACAACAAAAUAA
This is a messenger RNA of Phaeodactylum tricornutum CCAP 1055/1, 1587 nucleotides long. RefSeq lists its product with no specific name. The transcript has a single exon. The record is from RefSeq and is a predicted model, not a curated record. The coding region runs from base 1 to 1587 and encodes 528 amino acids. Gene Ontology annotation, molecular function: acyltransferase activity, transferring groups other than amino-acyl groups. NCBI's taxonomy places the organism in Eukaryota, Bacillariophyta, Bacillariophyceae, Surirellales, Neidiaceae.